Danio rerio (zebrafish) is the source of this 2927-nucleotide messenger RNA. RefSeq names its product RAB4B, member RAS oncogene family (gene rab4b). The record is from RefSeq and is marked provisional. Gene Ontology annotation, molecular function: GTP binding; GTPase activity; G protein activity. Gene Ontology annotation, biological process: Rab protein signal transduction. Gene Ontology annotation, cellular component: plasma membrane; early endosome membrane. Lineage: Eukaryota; Metazoa; Chordata; Actinopteri; Cypriniformes; Danionidae.
AGCAGUUAAUUAUUAGCCUGUUGGCUACCACAGCUACACACAGAAACAAACCACAGCAAAGCCUUCAUCUGAAGAAGCCAAUAAAGACUAUCGCCUGCCCGGUCGAUUGGUUUCAUCGGUGGGACCGACAUGUCAGAGACGUACGAUUUCCUGUUCAAGUUCCUGGUGAUUGGCAGCGCCGGGACUGGGAAAUCAUGCCUCCUUCACCAGUUCAUAGAGAACAAGUUCAAACAGGACUCCAAUCACACCAUCGGCGUUGAGUUCGGCUCCAGGGUUGUCAAUGUUGGUGGCAAAACAGUCAAACUGCAGAUCUGGGACACGGCUGGACAGGAGCGCUUUAGGUCAGUGACCCGCAGUUACUAUCGUGGAGCAGCAGGAGCUCUUCUCGUGUAUGACAUCACAAGUCGGGAGACCUACAAUGCUCUGACUAACUGGUUGACAGACGCAAGGACACUGGCCAGUCCCAACAUCGUCAUCAUCCUGUGCGGAAAUAAGAAGGAUCUGGACGCAGACCGUGAAGUCACUUUCCUAGAGGCAUCUCGCUUCGCCCAGGAAAAUGAGCUGAUGUUUUUAGAGACGAGUGCUUUGACUGGGGAGAAUGUCGAGGAAGCCUUUCUUAAAUGCGCUCGCAGCAUCCUCAACAAGAUUGAAUCAGGUGAGCUGGACCCAGAGCGGAUGGGUUCUGGGAUUCAGUAUGGCGACGCGUCCCUGCGGCAGAUCCGACAGCCCCGGGGCUCUGCUGCACAGACCAAGCAGCAGUGUAACUGUUAGGGCUCUGAAGACCCUUAAACCACACCGGAUGUCAGACCAGACACACACAACCUCCCCCUCUCAGCUCCGGGUGUCUCUGGGUUUGCACGACCUCCAUCCCAUCCCAAAAUGUGACCCUUCCACACCCAGACACAUCUGGAUCAUUUCUUACGAAGUCCAUACUCAAGUUUUGACCUCUGACCUCAGAAAGCUUUUCACCAAGGACAGAUCUCCUGACAGAACUGCAUUGCUGGGAGAGCACAGGUGAAUCUCCACCAGAAACCGAGAUUGUGUGUCGCGUGUGUACGAGUGCGUUUUUAACUUCUCCUGUGAUCUGUACACACGCAGUCAUCAGCCAUCAUCUAGACUAAACCAAUCAAUCAAAGCGGUAGAUCAAAUAUUUAUAAUCCUAAACUAGAUUUCACUGAACCGUUUUAUACAUCGAGACAUAUCAGAUCUUAGAGGGAUAAAAAUGAAAAGUAACUCAUUUAUUCAUCCUCAAAUGGUUCUAAAAGCUUUGAGAUUUUUUUUUGUUUGUUUUGUUUUUUUUUUUUUAUGUUGAACGCCAAGGAAGAUAUUUAAAAGAAUUUUGGAAACUGUUUAGUCAUUGAUAAAACAUAUUAUGGAAGUCAAUGGUUACCGGUUUUGCGUUUAAUCGACAAAAAAAAAAUCUCUAACAGUUUUAAAAAAGUGAAAGGUAGUAAGUUUUGACUGAUUUUUCAUUUUUUUUUUUAUUCACCCUCAAAUAAUUCCAAAGUUGUAUGACAGUCAUUUAUUUUUGUUCAACACAAAGAUAUUUGACAGAGUUUUGGAAAAUAUGUUUCACAAAAUCAAUCUGUAACAAGUUUCAAACAAGUGAAAGGUUUGUAAAUGAUGACGGAGUUUUCUUUUUUAGUCACACACAAAUAGUUCCAGAGCUGUAUGAGAUUUGUUUAUUUCUGUUAAACACAAACAAAGAUAUUUUAAAGAGUUUUAAAAGCUACGUUUAGUCAUUGACCUAAUAUUGAAAAAAGAAAAAUACUAUGGAAGUCAAUGGUUAACUGUUUCCAGCAUUUUUCAAAAUAUCUUAUUUUUGCGUUUAGCCGACAAAAUUAUCUCUAACAAGUUUUAAACAAGUGAAAAGUUAUUAAAUUGUAGCGGAGUUUUCACAUUUAGUCACUCUCAAAUGGUUCCAAAGUUGAAUGAGAUUAAUUUAUUUCUGUUGAACGCCAACAAAGAUAUUUGAAAGAGUUUUGGAAACUAUAUUUAAACAUUGAUAUAGCAUUGAAAAAAAUAUGAUGGAAGUCAUUGCUUUCUAGCAUUUCUACAUCUUCUACAUCACAUCUUCUUUUGCGUUUAAACAAAAAAAGAAUCUUUAACGGGUUUCAAACAAUCAAAAGGUUAAUAAAUGAUGACGGAAUUUUUAUUUUUAGUCACUUACCAAUGAUUCCAAAGUUGUUUUGUGAUUUGUUUAUUUCUGUUAAACACAAACAAAGAUUUUUGAAAAAGUUUUGGAUACUGUUUAUUCAUUGAUAUACUAUUGAAAAAUUUAAAAAUAUGGAAGUCAGGGGUUACCGGUUUACAACAUUUUUCAAAAUAUCUUCUUUUUGCUUUUAAUCAAAAGUUUCAAACAAGUGAAAGAUUAAUAAAUGAUGACAGAAUUUUCAUUUUUGGAUGAAUUAUCCCUUUAAAUUGAAUGUCCAUUUUGACAUCCUUAAAAAUGACAAUUGCCGAUAUGAUUGGUCCAUGCAGGCUAGUUUGUGUCUUUUUUUAAGCAUUUCAAGCCAAAUACUCAGUUUCAGUAGGAAAGUGAAGCUCUUUAAACUCCUUGUGUGUUCAGAUUUUUAUCAUGCUACAUUGGCCAUGCAUUUAAAAGCGCUUUUAGGAGCACAGGAGGUGAGAGGAGCAAGAAACAUCUGUUCAGAUCUUGUCAGUUGCUGUUAUCUGGAUGAUAUUAGAUGUUAAGCGCACAGCCCAAUCUCGAGGUUAUCAGCUAACUUUUAACCUCUUGCAUUCAUUUUACAAACCCUCACGCGCUAUUGCUGUAUAAUUUAUCGAGACGUAGAACUAAAAAUCAAUGUAAGUUCUGGUUUUGAUUUACAUUUUUGCACUUAUUUGGUAGGAGACCACUUGAAAAGUAAAUCCUAUUUUUGUUUAUUCUGUGACAUUUCUUACAAAUUAAAAAAUUCAAAUAAUAA